Messenger RNA from Lodderomyces jiufengensis, 294 nucleotides. RefSeq names its product Sft1p (gene SFT1). The record is from RefSeq and is a predicted model, not a curated record. The coding region runs from base 1 to 294 and encodes 97 amino acids. The transcript has a single exon. Lineage: Eukaryota; Fungi; Ascomycota; Pichiomycetes; Serinales; Debaryomycetaceae.
AUGAGUAAUCUAUAUUCCCAUAGAGAAGAACAAAACAAUCAAAAAUUCGAACAAUUAGCACAAACAUUAAAUCAAUUUAAACAAACAAUAAAUAAUGAUAUAAAUGAAUCAAUACAACAAGAAUCUGGAUUAUUAAAUCAAUUAAAUGAAAAUUUCUCAAAUUUAAUGUCAUCAGUGGGGAGAACAUCUGGAAAUUUAAGAACUGUUAUGAAUAGAAAUCAAAGUUUAACUAGGAUUGUUGGAUUGAUUUUGGCGGGAUUUUUUGUUAUUUGGAUGUUAUUUAAAUUGCUAUGA